AUGAGGGGCUGUGGCUGCACUCCCCACCCCUGCAUUCCUACAGGCGUGAGCAGGUUCCAGGAUUGGUUCUUGAUGGCCUCACAGAGAUCUCGUCCUCUGCCCGGCUACCAUGGGCCCCCCACCUAUGGCAGCCUCCUGCUCCUACUGGUCGAGAAAGUCUGCCAGCCAGGGCGAAAGCCCCAAAGGUUGGACGAGAACGUCGUUCUGUAUCAGGAAUGGGAGCUGGACGCCUGCGUGGAUGCAGCGUUGCUGGAGGCCAGCAUGGAUCGUGUGAAUGAGCUGCCCUUCACCUACCAGCAGCUAAGGAUCUUCAAGUGCAAGCUGGACCAGCUCUACCCCCUUGGCUACCCAGAGUCCCUCAUCGGCCACCUCGGCUACUUCUUCCUGGAAAUGACUCCUGAAGACAUCCACAAGUGGAAUGUGACCUCACUGCAAGUUGUGAAAUCUCUGCUCAUAAUCAGCAAAGGGAGGGAGAUGGAUGAACAGGUGGCCAUGCUGGUCAAACGCUACGUGGCAGGAGGUGGCCAUCUGGACCCUGACACAGUGCAAGACCUAGCAACCUUCCUUCCCAUCUACGUGUGCUCUCUCAGCCCUGAGCUUCUGGGCCAUGUGCAGGAAAGUGUGAUCUGGAAAAUCAUGCCCCAGCACCUGGUGGGGUGCAGCCUGCAGCAGAAGGACGCCCUCUACCUUAAGGCCCGCCAGGCCUUCCAGCACUUGAAUGGCUCUGAGUACCUCCUCAAGAUCCAGCCCUACCUGGAUAGGGCCUCUACGGAGGACCUGCGGGAUCUCAUCGGGAGGAACUUGACUGUUAAUGUGACCACAUUGAAGCUGCUCCAACCAGCAGCAGUCAAGCCCCUGACUGUCCUCGAAAUGCAGAGACUUCUGGGCCCAAACCUGCCGGAGCUGAAGGCUGAGACAGGGGCCAGCCCUAUUCGCGAAUGGAUCAUAUCCAAGCCACAGAGCGACCUGGACAAGUUGGGGCUGGGUAUCCAGGGGGGCAUUCCCAACGGCUACCUGGACCUCCACAUCCCAGACUAG
Suncus etruscus (white-toothed pygmy shrew) is the source of this 1038-nucleotide messenger RNA. It is a transcript of the gene MSLN, whose product is annotated as mesothelin. NCBI's taxonomy places the organism in Eukaryota, Metazoa, Chordata, Mammalia, Eulipotyphla, Soricidae. The record is from RefSeq and is a predicted model, not a curated record. Gene Ontology annotation, cellular component: cell surface. The coding region runs from base 1 to 1038 and encodes 345 amino acids. Gene Ontology annotation, biological process: cell-matrix adhesion. The transcript has 8 exons.